AUGACAGGAAGAAAAAAAGAUUCUGGUGAUGAUGAUUAUAAUGAUCAUGGUUAUGACGACUGCGAUGGAGGAAAUACCAAUAGUUCUGAAGAUGUUCUACAAUUUUUACUGAGUACAGCCAAUUCAUCAACGUCGUCAUCACCAUCGUCAACUUCAUUACUGUCAGCAUCUUCUUCAUCAUCACCACCUUUAAAUGGCGCAACUCAAGGCUUUCGAAUCAAGAACCAGGAAAAAAUAGAGAUUGAUUUGGAUGAAACGAGGAGUGAGUUGUUGCGUAUUCUUCAGAGCCAAAUACACGUCGAGGAAGAUGCAACCACACAUGAAAAACUUCAGACUAUUACGGAGGUGAAAUUCAGAGCCGCUUUAGACGAAGUGUUGAAACGACAGCUUAAUCAGGCAAGAUUAAAUCAUCUGGAAGUUGUAUAUAUUUCGUUUUCAGCGAGUACGUUAAGUUCUCAGUUGGUAUGUCAAUUUUUCGUAUUUGGCACAUUGUUUGGUGUGGUAUGUUCAAUAUCUACUUGUACCUGUUGCUUGAAACCGCGCUCAGACAGACGGAAUGCAGGUCUUUCAGAGGUAAAUCCUACCAAUGUUCCUGCACCAAUUGACUAUAGUAAGCCCUAUAUGCUUAAGUGUGAUUCUCGUGGUUCAUGCUAUGCGAGUCCAUUAAGUGAUGACGAGGUUCCACCACUGCCAUCGUACGCUGACGCGUUGGAGUGUGCACGGCAACCGACCCCAACAAAGCAUUCCAAGUCCAACGACGACAUAAAUGUUGUUUGA
Molecule: messenger RNA, 777 nt
Organism: Enterobius vermicularis (human pinworm)
Lineage: Eukaryota; Metazoa; Nematoda; Chromadorea; Rhabditida; Oxyuridae
Source: the annotation of a GenBank genome assembly